Molecule: messenger RNA, 573 nt
Organism: Arabis nemorensis
Lineage: Eukaryota; Viridiplantae; Streptophyta; Magnoliopsida; Brassicales; Brassicaceae
Source: the annotation of a GenBank genome assembly
AUGUUCUCCGCUCAGAACAAGAUCAAGAAGGACAAGAAUGCCGAGCCAACAGAAUGUGAGGAGCAAGUUGCUCAGGCUUUGUUUGACUUGGAGAACACUAACCAGGAAUUGAAAAGCGAGUUGAAAGAUCUCUACAUUAACCAAGCUGUUCACAUGGACAUUUCUGGAAACCGCAAAGCUGUUGUGAUUUAUGUUCCAUUCAGACUGAGGAAAGCUUUCCGUAAGAUUCACCCCCGUCUUGUUAGAGAGCUUGAGAAGAAGUUCAGUGGCAAGGAUGUUGUCUUUGUUGCCACAAGAAGGAUCAUGCGUCCUCCCAAGAAGGGUGCUGCUGUUCAAAGGCCACGUAACAGAACUCUAACCUCUGUUCACGAAGCAAUGCUCGAGGAUGUUGCUUAUCCUGCUGAGAUUGUUGGAAAGCGUACUCGUUACCGUCUUGAUGGUUCCAAGAUCAUGAAGGUCUAUUUGGAUACCAAGGAAAGGAACAACACUGAGUACAAGCUUGAAACUAUGGUGGGUGUAUACCGUAAACUUACUGGAAAAGAUGUCGUUUUCGAGUACCCAAUCGAGGCUUGA